CAGCGGAUGAGCGCAGCGUGGUUCUCCCACAGCUCAGAGUGGGAUGUCUCUGAGUCAUAUAGUCAGAUGACUUUCAUUACGGCCGCGGAAAGCAUCUCUGUAAUACAGCAGAGAGCGGAGAGCGCAGAGACGAGCUGAGCUGCGUUCGGACACAUUUAUCCCGAGCGCGUCUUCUCCUGAAUCCACCUGCCUGCGCGCAGGUAGCCCGUGGAGGGAUGUCGCGAUGUUGUGCACAAGGAGAACUAAAACUUUGGUGUCGACAUGCGUGAUCCUGAGCGGCAUGACCAACAUCGUGUGUCUGCUGUACGUCGGCUGGAUCACCAACUAUGUGGCCAACAGCGGAGGGAAAGUUGCGGAGAGCGGCGGUGGCGGGGAGACGGACAGAAAGUUGGAGGAGGACGGGAAAGGUGAAACGAUGAGGAUUAUGGAGCGCUUGGAGCGGCUGGAGAGCGUCGUGAACGAGCACAUCAAAGAAACCCCUCCGAAGGAUGGUGAAGAAGCAGCAUCUUCAUCAGACUCUGCCUCAGACGCCGCCUCCUCGCUGUUCAAUCACUGGGGUCAUGACCUGGGCCCAGAGAGCCGACGGGUCGCCCUCAAAAAGUUCCGUUACUUCGGAUACAACGGUUACCUGAGUGAUCGCAUCUCUCUCACCAGACCCAUUCCAGAUUUACGACCAGACGGAUGCAGAAACAUGUCCUAUUCAUCAGACCUUCCUCAGCUCAGCGUGAUCUUCAUCUUCGUCAACGAGGCCCUGUCGGUUUUAUUGCGUUCCAUUCACACGGUCAUCCAGAGGACUCCAUCCUACCUCCUCAAAGAGAUCAUACUGGUGGACGACAACAGUAACAGCUUGGAGCUGAAGGAACACUUGCAGAGCUUUGUGGAUGAGACAAACGCUCAGCAUGGCCCGGGCUUCAUCAAAGUGGUCCGCCAUGCCAAGCAGGAAGGACUGAUCAGGUCCAGAGUCAGUGGAUGGAGGGCAGCUACUGCUCCUGUGGUGGCUCUAUUUGAUGCACAUGUGGAGUUCAACACUGGAUGGGCGGAACCGAUUCUGCAAAGAAUAAAGGAGGACCGGACCAGAGUGGUCUCGCCUUCGUUUGACAACAUCAAAUAUGACACAUUUGAAAUUGAGGAGUACCCCCUGUCUGCUCAGGGCUUUGACUGGGAGCUUUGGUGUCGAUACAUCAACCCACCAAAGUCCUGGUGGAUGCUUCGCAACCACACAGCCCCCAUCAGAACCCCAGCCCUGAUUGGCUGCUUUGUGGUCGACAGGAAAUACUUUGAGCAAAUCGGCCUGCUUGAUGAAGGCAUGGAAAUUUAUGGUGGAGAAAAUGUGGAGCUCGGCAUUAGGGUGUGGCAGUGUGGUGGCAGCGUGGAGGUCCUGCCCUGCUCCAGGAUCGCCCACAUCGAGCGCGCUCACAAACCCUACACGGAAAAUCUGACGACCCACGUGCGACGCAAUGCUCUGAGAGUGGCUGAGGUGUGGAUGGACAACUACAAGAGUCACGUCUACAUGGCCUGGAACGUUCCAUUGCAGAACUCAGGGAUAGACAUUGGGGACAUUUCUGAGAGAAAAGCCCUGCGGUCCCGACUCAAAUGUCGACCGUUCAGCUGGUUCCUCUCCAACAUCUACCCGGAGCUGCGAUCAUACAGCGACACUGUUGCUUAUGGAGUGUUAAAGAACAGUCUAAGAGAUGACCUGUGUCUGGACCAGGGACCGGACACUGAUAACGUUCCCAUCAUGUAUGUCUGCCAUGGAAUGACACCCCAGCAGAAUGUGUACUUUACCAGCUCCCAGCAGAUUCACCUCGGCGUUCUCAGUCCAACCAUCGAUGAUGACGAUAAUAAGUGUCUGGUGGACGUGAACAGCAGGCCCAGGCUGCUGGAGUGUAGCUACGCAGCCACCAAACACAUGAAGCUCACCUGGACAUUCGCUCAGGGUGGUGCCAUCCAGAAUAUCGAGUCUCAGGAUUGUCUGGAGCUGGUAGAGAGCAAGCAGUCAGGGUUUACCUUCCAGCUGGCCAUUCAGGACUGCACUGGUCAGAAAUGGACCAUUACGAACGUACUGACUGUCCUGCCACAGUGAAUUCAGUCAGGGUGGAGUUAUGAUGCACAUAAAAAAAGCAUUAGAGUCCAAACAAAGGGGGACUUUUCCAAAAGAUUUAAACUCUGGAUGUGUCUCUACCCACAAUCUGGACAAUAAACUACGUGCUUCAAUCAUGCACGGACCAUCAGUAACCUAAUAACCUUUUUCUGCCAACAAAAUGAAGGAGGAGACACUCACAGAUGGAGCAGAUGCUGGUAAAGCUUUCAAGCCUGCCAUCAAAAUGAGAAAUAUUAUGGUAUGUUCUUCAAGAGGAACGGCACAUGAAACCAUGAAAGCAGACUGUUUAUUGCAGGCGCGGGCUUACUUUGUUGUUUUGAGUCCCUGUCUGCAGUUUUAAAUGGUGCCUGAACCUCCAUCUGUCUCACUGCACAAUCAGCAAAACAAAGUGUAUAAGCAUAAUUCAAAUAGGUAUGAGUACGUAAAUAGUUGCAGGCCUGAGCACACUACAGAAAACCUGUUACAAUGCAAAGCAGCUGAUGUUUUUUCACAAAUUAUACAUUGUAAGCAGUCAAUAGUCAUUAUUGUCCUAUUUGACUUAAGAUUGAAGGCAUCACUGAGGCUAUACAUUCUAUCAGUUUUGCAAAAAGCAGAGAAAGUGUAAUGCGGAGUAACAACAUAGUGAUUUAGGUCUUUCAGAAGUUUCAUGGUGUGUCGGAACACUUAAAAGUUUAAAUCACUGCAGUGUUUCAUUACAAAGCACCUUCCACUUAUUGGCACCCCUGUUUAUGAUCUCUAAGAAAUUCCUUUUUAUUUCUGUAAUGUAAUCUCACAGUGAUCGUUUUUAAGAAGAAAAUUUUAAAUCCCUUGCGAAGAAAAAUAUAUUUUUUGCUAAAUAAUUUAUGUUUCCCCUAUUCAAAAACAGCUGUUAAUAUUUGUUAGUGCAAUCCUGUAUGGGUCAAUUGGACAUCUUUUCUUCCCACUGACAUUUCAUAAAGUUGCAGCAAAUACUGAGUGAGGAACGACCAUUCGUUUUUGCAAAAUCUUUGUAGAUCAUCCAGGUUCUUGGGUGCUCUAUAUUCUCUCUUUUCUUCAGCACACUCCAGAGGUUAUCUAUAGGAUUUAGAUCUGGGGACUGAGAUGGCCAAGGGAGAAGGUUAAUUUUGUUCCCUAAGAACAACUCUUGGAACAUUAUGCAAAACCCCAUUUUCAGUUUCCUCGUAUUGGGUACUUGAUUUUUCAGUCACAAGUUUCCCAGGUCCUUCAGAAGAGAAACAUAUCCAUUGCAUCAUGGAUCCUACACCGUACUGAACAGUAGGGAUGAAGUUCUUUUCAAUAUUUGUACUCUUCUGUUUCAAGCCAAACCCACUGCAAUUAAAGGCCCAGUAUUUGUCAGCCAACUCCACAUGUUCAUGUUUGAAAUUGUAAAAUGGAAAAAAACUUUUCCUGGGAUGUCUUCCAAACUACUUUUUGUGCGUCUGCAGCUGGUGUUACUAUGCCUCGCUGACCGCAACCCUGCCCCAUCAGCAAUCCCAGAGAAAUCUGAAAAAGGCCUACUUCAGAGAAGGACCAUUUUCCUGUGAAAGUAAAGUUAGCCGGGUAAAUUUGUAUCGAAAGGCGCCCUGGGCUUUUCAAAAGCCUGGGGGUUUCCACAAGCAAUAGAAAAGGGGCUUAUGACACAAUCAACAAGAGGAAUUAAAAGUAACUCUAUUUUCUUAUCAAAUUAUUCUUGUGCAACAUAACAUUUUAAAAUGUGGAUACAAUAAUAGUAAGUUAUUAAAUAAAACAAAUUUAAUGCCAGGCUGUCUGUUUUUCCCAGCUCCUUUGGCAACCUGAAAACUAAAUGUUGCUUCACAGAAUGUUUCUUUAUCCGGUACCAACAAAAACAUCCACAACAGAGAACCGGAGAGAGGGUUGUUACUUAUAAUGUGAAAACUUUGUAAGGUCCGCAGUUGCAGGGGCGUUGCAAAGUAGUAAAGUAGAUUCUCUUCUUGGCUUUCCUACAGACAUCAGUUUUCACUGACGGGUUUCUUUGAUCACAGUAAAAAAAUGCUCCAAGCCAUAAAGCUAAAGUGUUGCCUGAAAAUUGCAGCAGAAAUUUGGAUAUAGUCCAGCCCACUCUUUGAUUUGACUGAUGCCAGACAUCAGUUAAGAAGAAUACAGUAUCCUGCUGAAUUUAAUGAAACAAGACUUGUGAUGGUCACAUGAUAUAAUUGAAAGACUCUAGAAAGAGCAGUUACCGCUCCACAGCUUAUUGACCAAAGUCAAUAGCGUUGGGCUUCAAAAACAACACACACUUGGAACAGAAAAUAUAAUGCCUUAUCCCCUGGCCAGUUUAAAGAACUGCUUUAAAAUCACAAUUUUAAACAGUUCAUGGCAGAUUUAACAAAUUUGUUUAAAAGGUUUAGAAUGUAGUUCCUAUUAGAGAUCAUAAAGGUUCGAGUCCUUUUCUGUCUACAUAUAUCAUCCACUUAAGACCUUUUAAAGGAUACUUUUUGUUAUUUUUACAGAAACUAGGUCUGUAGUUCACAAUUGCAGUACUCAUUUACAUUUCUGAAGUAGACAAAUCAGUAAAAAACAACAACAACAACAAACUGAGCACAAGACAGCCAAAAUCUGUUGAAGAGUAUCAUCAUGUAAGGAACGCCAGAGAAGAAAGAAGAUAUUGUGAAGUCUCACGUCCAUAUUUGAGCUCAUAUCAUGAUUUAUUUUCCCAGUAAUAGGAAGGAAAUCAAAUCAAAUUUUCUGAGAGGGAGUAGCACAGAGACCUAACAGACCGGCACCAUACCAGUUCAGACCUACCUAACAAAAACAUUAUGGUAUGGCUAUGGAAGGGAUGAAUGAGCAAAAAGGUUGACUGGUAUUUAAUAUUUGUGGAUUUUUUAAUUCCAGACCUUUUUUGUUCCAGAAAAUUAGUCACGAAAAAUGAUAGACUGCUUGCUUUGGAGGAAAAGCUGGAUGGCUGACUGCAUAGGAAGCAGCCAGCGGACUGAGUAAAUAUGCACUUUUUGUGGUGUGCUUGGUGAAGGAGGCUGGGCAGCAGAGCUGUUAGCCAGGGAUGGUUUAUAGCUGACCUGCGUGAAACUGCUACACCCCUUGCUUUUCUUGCUAGCAUUAAUACGUUGGAUAGCAUAAUCAAUUAUUUACAGCUGCAAGGACACACACAGCAUAUACACCUUCAGGUAGGAGACUGGUGUGUUUUUGUUUUUUGACCAUCUUCAUGACAAUGUCUCUGAAUUCAGCUUGACAGAUUAGUGAUCAGGCAUUUACCAUCUGCCGUAACUUUUGUCUGUCGUGGUUUUAAGCUCUGCCUCUAUUAAUACCUUUAAUUCCACCCCUCUAAGAAGCGACUGCUCUAGUUACAAAGAUUUGUGACAUGAAGAUAAGAUUUUGUUUAUAAUCAACUCCAACAAUAGGCCCUUGCUGCAGUUUCAUGUGACACAAUGUCACUCCAUAUGUGGUUGUGCAGAUUCUGUUGAAGAAAAGCCUACCUCGUGAGGCUUCGGAAAUCUGCUUUGGAAAACAGUGGAAACAUCAUUUGGAUUUUAUUUAUGUUAGUGCCGUCACAAUUGGUUUGUUUUUGUGAUGCCAGAAUCUUAUGAACUAUGUCCUUUAAAGUGGCAUCAUAUUUAUAUUUGCAAGAAAUACAAUACGAUUCAAUACAUAUGGCUGUAUGGUGGUAAAGCUUAAACAAUCUGGAUAAAUUGAAAAAUGUAUUCAGAUUGUUUAUGUGUCUCCAAACAAUUUGUUAGCCAUAAAAAACACAUUUCAAUGUCAAAGAAGUAGCUUCUACUAUUUGCAAACAUUUUUAGUGUCGCUCAACACUAAAAAAAGUGCUUUAGGCAUUAUAAUAAAUGACUAUGUUUUGCUGCUAAUUAACUUUUGUAAAUCUGCAAUCUGUUAGUGGAUGAAAUAACCAUUUGCUACUUUGUCUUUAUCCAAUAAUGAGACUGCAGCAGCUCAGACCGGUGUGACUCUGUCAGAUUUCCAUCAAAAAAUGUUGCAGAAAAGCACUAGAGGGUAAUUCAGACAUGAAAGAGACACAAUAAGCAGCUAACACGCUAUAGAGCAGAAAAGCUUCUCGGUGCCUCGUUUAUAGGUACCCUGGCUGCAGGCCAUCGUUACUAAAACAUGUUGAAUGAUGCUACAGAAAAAGAUGAGUUACAUCACGUCAUUGUUUUUUAACAAAUGCAGUUAUGUUCAGAGGUUUUCAGACAUUCAUCACAGGCAUCAAUGUCAUCUUAAUUUUGGGCUUUUAUUAUUAUACAACAAAAAACAUAACCGUUUUUUAAAAAGAAGAUCUGGAUUCACACAUUGUAAUUUUAUGCAGAUUUUAUCAUAGCUCUACACACCCUGUAAUGUUUGGUUUAGGCUCCCUCUGCAAAAUUAAUCUCGAACAUUUGCUUCUAGUUGCCACCCUCAAAUUUUCUACAUAAUUCAGUCUAAUUAUUCAGUUAUUGGACAAAUUAUAUCCCUCACUUAAAUCAGUUGGUUUCCUCCUACAGGGUUGACUUUUAACCAUAGUUAAUACAUUCUAAAUGUAUUAACUAUGACAGCUGAAUCCAGAAGCUUGAUGUUAUCCUACUACGUCCAUCCCAAGACCAGCUUUGAAUGCAACUGUGUAAGAGUUUCAACCAUCUAGCUACUAAUUUGAGUUGACGUUUAACAACUAUGAGGUAAUCCUUUUUCAUUGUUCCAGUCAUCUUACCCAAUGUACCAGUAACACUGACUGCAAAACAGCCUCACUGCAUGAUACUACCACAACCAUGCUUGACAGCUGAAACAUUAUUCUUAGGUCUAAAGAUUCCUCUUGUGGUCGAAUGCCUCAGUCUUCGUCUCAUCUGACCGUACCUUUCUCCAGGAGAGAUUUGGCUUGAUAAUGUUAGGAGCUUGAAAAUUCAGUCAUUCUUUAUUGUCACUUCUGAAGCAAGCGGUUCUUACUUGGUCAGCAGCUUGUUGGUCCAGGUUGAUGGUAAACUGAUGUUACAGCAGUAUCACAUUCAUUGCAGGCUUCAGCUUUAGUGGUUCCUGGAUUGAUCUUGGAUAUCCUAACCGAAUUUAUUUUAUCAGAGGACACAGGUUGGGACAGUUUUGAAUACAUUGGGGAUGAAACUUUGACACAACAGGGUGUUUCAACAACACAAUGAUACCAAACCUUUAAAGCCAUGUUCAUGCCAGAAAACCAACCAGCUUAAAUGAUCUCUACCAAUUCUGCUAAGAAGAGAGGUCAAAUAUUUUAGCAGAAGCUGAUUAAUAGCUGCAACGUGUGUGAUUUUAAAGCAAUUUGGUUAGGGACAUUUAACAGUAUAUUAAUGUUAUGUGUGUAUGAUUAUAUUUUAUAUAAUAUUUUUGUUAUUUAAAUGCCACUGAAGUAAUUUAUUGAAUAGUAAUUCCACCCUGCAAGAUGAAUGGUUCAAAUUUACCAAAAUUAAAAUGAGUUUAUGCCGAUGAUAAUCUUUAAGUGUUCCUAUUGCCGUUAUCUGACAGGAUAUAUUUUCUUACUUUAUUUGGCAUAUUGAACAGUUGAACCACCGAGAUUCUGGUGAGUGCAAGCACACAUCCUGUUAUUUUCUUGUACACUUCAAAUGUUGCUUUGCACACUGAAAAGCAGGUUUUUAGAAGACAGUGUGCUCUUUUCAGUGGUAGCCGGAAACCUGAAUUUCAGAUCUGCAACUUUAAAAAAAAAAUUAAACGAGCAGCACAGAAUUUCCUAAGCAAUUUCCAAAAAUUUCAUUUCUCUCUACCAAUUCUUUCUACGGUUCCAAAGAGAAUGCUCCUUACAUUUUCAAAUUACAUAUCUUUCCUUUGUUACUUGUGAUCUAACAAAAUGUCAAACAAUGUCUUCAUUUAAGUGACAUACAGCUUCAUAACACUAGAGCAUUUAAAGUAGUAAUGUUCAUAUUUUUGUAUUGCCAACAUGCUUUAAAAUUCUGCUUUAAAAAGCUGAAUUCUUUAAAAGAAACACAAAACCAACACAGAAUAGCAAAUUUUGCCCCUGUUAUUUUCAAGCUGUGGUUUUAGAUGUCAAUCAUCUUAAGACCUGUCAGUUUAAUAUUUUCCUUAAUUGUGAACAUGAGAUGGGUAAUAUUUCAGCAACCAGUUUUGUAAAGAAGUAUUUCUUUGCAUAUUAAUGUUUCUUUUUCUUUUUUAUUUGAGUGAGGUUGAAUUGUGUCCUUAAAACAACCCAACACGUCUGUGCGCUAUGUUAGCAAAUACAGUUUUUUUGCUGAUUGGAUGUUUGCUCCCUCACCUACUAGAUUAUUUUCUCUUCAUUUCCAGCUAUCAAAAGUUACACUUUGCUGAAACAGGUUUGCAAUCAAGCUCUCAAUUAUUUAGAAACCCAGCCUUUAACAACCUCUGUGAAUAAUUCAUCCUAAAAGCUGGAUGAUAUUUAAUUAUUUAUUUAUGUCAGUUGUGUAUUGAAAACUUUUUAUUGUCAAUCAUUAAUCAGAUGGUAGGAGAAUAGUGCUGCACCUUGUUGAAGACUGGACCUGGACUGUGUCUGUUGGCUACUGUGUAGCGUCUCUUACCAAAUCUUCUGUUGACCUUUAGUUUUCUUUUUUUUUUUUUGUGGCUCAGGUUUGUAGAUCCUGAAUUUUUGGAAGUAUCUCAAUUUUUGGGAAGCUUUUACUAUAUCAAGUCAUGAAAACUGUCCAAGAUAUUUUGUUAGUGUAUUUAAACUGAAUAUUUAUAAGUACCAAUAAUAAAAAUGGAUGAUGUCAACACUUGCUCAAUUUGAUUUUUCCCCCCACGUUUAUUUCUUCUAAAUAUGAAUAUUAAGCCAGUUUUAUAUGUACAGUGCAAGGAUUUAGAGCGAAAACUUAUUCAGACUAUCAGUUUCUCUUGUAAAAAAAAAAGUUCCCUAAAGCUACUAAUGCAUUAAAAAGAUAUGCUUGUGUGUUUUUGUUUAAUCUGUUAAAUCAGCAUAGUUUUGUAACACCUGGCUUUAAAUUUUUCAGGUUACUGCACGUUUUUCUUGUCAUGGUUGCAAUGUUAGAUGUAGUUUGAGAGGCCACUGGUCAGUCCUGGCAGAGCCUCCAAUGUUUUGUCACAUCCUGUGCAGGGUUGCAGGAGCAUACCAUUUGUCCCAUUCAUCAAAUUUCCAAAUUGAGUGUUUAUUGUAAAUGAAAAUAUGGAAGAAGAAAAACAUGAAAGAUGACUUAGUGUUGAAGCAGGGACAAAUCAACAAAUAAAUCAGUCAAUAAAGUGCUACUUAAACACAAAAAUAAACCAAUGAAAAAAUAUUCUUUGCCAUGAAA
This is a messenger RNA of Girardinichthys multiradiatus, 9300 nucleotides long. RefSeq names its product polypeptide N-acetylgalactosaminyltransferase 18-like. The record is from RefSeq and is a predicted model, not a curated record. Lineage: Eukaryota; Metazoa; Chordata; Actinopteri; Cyprinodontiformes; Goodeidae. Gene Ontology annotation, cellular component: Golgi apparatus. The coding region runs from base 224 to 2083 and encodes 619 amino acids. The transcript is spliced from 11 exons.